AUGGAUCCUUCUGAACAAAGUUGUGAAGAAUGGAGUUCUCUUAGUGGAUUUUACACAGCUGAAGAAGCUGAUUUUAUGGGCCAGUUACUUAAUAACAGCCAAAUUCCUCAGCAUCAUUAUGGAAAUUUCAAUUUUGAAACUCCAUCUACAUUAUGGCCUAUACAUGACUCCACAAUAGUGAGCAUGAAUAACAGUUCACAUUUUCCUCAAAAUUAUGAUAAUAAUAGUAGUAACACUGAUUUUUUGAGUUUUUUACAAGAAAGUAACUUCAUUUCUGCUACUAGCAAUAUAUCUCCUAAUACUAUAAAUGGUGGUAACAUAUGUUUGAAUGAUCAAGGAGCUAACAUUGGCUACAUAUCCAUGGAGAAUGUCAAUUUUAGCACUUAUAGUAUUCAAGGGAAUGAUAGCCAACAGAUAACUGAAAACACUGAUGAAGAGUUUGGUCAAGAGGUUUCGGAAUCAACGAAAGAGGGUAUUAGCAACAACCUGGAAAAGUCAGGAAAAAGAUCUAGGAGUUCUAUAAAGGUACAAAAGAAUAAGAAAAAUGUUAAAUCUAGGAAGAAACCAAAAUCUGAGUUCAUAAGCAACACCGAAGAGGACGAAAGUACUGAUCUUCAGGAACAGAAUUUGAGUUCAGAAGAUGAUGACUUCAAUGCUUCACAAAAGGUUAAGGCAGGAGGGUCUUCAAUCUUGAACCAAAAUGAUUCAGCAGCUCUGAAGUUAAAGGGAAAAACAAGAUGUGAUAAAAGUUCUGCCACUGAUCCACAAGGUGUCUAUGCAAAAAAAAGAAGAGAAAGAAUAAAUGAAAGGUUGAAAAUCUUACAAAGCCUAGUCCCUAAUGGAACCAAGGUUGAUAUCAGCACCAUGCUUGAGGAAGCUGUGCAAUAUGUGAAGUUUUUACAGGUCCAGAUUAAGCUUCUGAGCUCUGAUGAUCACUGGAUGUAUGCUCCCAUUGCUUACAAUGGAAUGAACAUUGGUCUAAACCUUGACAUUAAUUUUCCCAACCAAACUACCAUAGAGAACAUAAGAAAAUAGGAUAAAACAGUUUAAGAGCUGAAGCUGCAUGCCCUAUUUGGCAUUUUAUGUUGUUUCUGUUCUGUUCAUAGGUAUUUAUUAGCUGCAUUUAAUC
Trifolium pratense (red clover) is the source of this 1129-nucleotide messenger RNA. RefSeq names its product transcription factor bHLH84-like. Bases 1 to 1035 code for a protein of 344 amino acids. Gene Ontology annotation, cellular component: nucleus. The transcript has 5 exons. The record is from RefSeq and is a predicted model, not a curated record. Gene Ontology annotation, biological process: regulation of transcription by RNA polymerase II. Gene Ontology annotation, molecular function: RNA polymerase II cis-regulatory region sequence-specific DNA binding; protein dimerization activity; DNA-binding transcription factor activity, RNA polymerase II-specific. Lineage: Eukaryota; Viridiplantae; Streptophyta; Magnoliopsida; Fabales; Fabaceae.